GGUACGAGAUGUUGAAGUACGACGAGUCCAGCGUGCGUUCCUGUUACGACUCGUUCUCGGGCAUGAGGGACACGCUGGUGUAUUGCUACCAGCACCCUCCGUCAACGUUCCCUCAGUACAAAGAGCUAGAAGAGAAGAUAGUGACAGGCUUCAACGAGAACCGAACUCCCAAGUUGCAGACCCAUCAGACAUCUAAGGGCGAUGACCCUUGUAAUUUGUAUUGGAACGCCCGCGUGCACUUGUGGGCGCUCAAGCCAGAGUCGCUGCGGCGAAACGCGUCGGUGACGUUCAGCAUGCUCCCGCUCCCAGAUAAGGGCAUGCUCCUCGAUCAGCUGCAUGCCAGCGUCGGCACGGACAAUGUUCGGGAGGCGUGUGAAAAACUGUCGUAUUCUGGUAAGUGGGAAGAAAUUCCAAUGAGACUGUGUCUCGGCACGGGCAAGCAAUACCAGGCCGUGGACGAGGGCCCCGCCGACGACGAGCCUGACGGGGCACCGAUGGCGCCCCGUGCUGCGCGCGGCGGACACGCCGCGAAGGUCGCAGUGGCGUGGUCGAACUAUUACGAGACCUGCUACAUGAGGCGGUGCCGUAGCUGCGGCGAGGACUGACUCGCGUACAAGAGCCUCGA
Messenger RNA from Prorocentrum cordatum, 625 nucleotides. NCBI's taxonomy places the organism in Eukaryota, Dinophyceae, Prorocentrales, Prorocentraceae. The record is from the annotation of a GenBank genome assembly.